AUGUCUCGCGGGCCGGGCUGCGCGAGAGAGGCGGUGCCAGGGGGCUCGGGCCCAAUCGGUGUUGUGUAUCAGAAGUUCAGCGAAUUCCCCUCAGUAACUUAUGCCAGCGUAGGAGUCGGGUUUGCUGGUGGUGGGGGCACUGAGUGCCUGCCCCUCUACACGGAAGAGUGGCGCCAACCUGAUUUUGGGAGCAGUCGGCAGUUGCAGUUCAGCCGCCAACAUAUCCUGCACCUUGAUGGCAGAGCAGUUGUCUCAGUUACUCCUAUUAGCAUGCCAGUUGAGAUUCGAGACCAACUGCUGGUCCAGGUAUCUCCUACUGGAAGGCACAAGGCUGUUCUCACCCAUCACUUGGAAAGGGGGCAGAAGCAGGAGGUGCUGGAGGUUUGGAACAACAGUGGGAGGGUGAAAAGUGUCAACCUUACAGUGCUGGAUAAACAUGGCAAAGUAUACACAGAUGGGCAGUUUGGGUGUUUGGUCUGGUCCAGCUCAGAAAUGCAGAUCCUGUAUGUUGCAGAGAGAAAACGCCCCAAAGUUCAGCCACUUCUCCUUCAAGACAGGUCCUCCCAAGAAGGAGAGAAGCCAGGUGAAACAACAAAGGGGGAGGAGUUUGUGUAUUAUGACAAUUGGGGAGAGAUGCUGAGCGAUAACAGUGUCCCUGUCUUGUGUGUGCUGGAUGUUGAAACCAGUGAAAUUUCAGUCCCAGGUGGCAUACCAGGACAUGUCUCUCCUGGGCAGGCCCUGUGGUCCCCCAACGACAACGGUAUUUUAUUUGUUGGUUGGUGGCAUGAGCCCUUCAGACUGGGAUUGAAAGCUUGCUCCAACAGAAGGUCAGCCCUAUUUCACUUGGAAGUCUCUGGAAGCAGCUGUGAGCUGCUGUCUUCAGACCGCCAGGCCGUCUCUUCUCCCCGGCUGAGCCCUGAUGGAACCCACCUGCUGUACUUAGAGGGGCCAGUGUUUGGGCCUCAUCACCAGUGCUUCAAGCUGCAGAUGCUCAACUGGCGAACCAAGCUCACGUCCACAGUAGUGGAUGUGGUCAGGACUGCCACAGCGGGUUUCUGGGGGAUUUAUUCAGGGGCACUGCCCCUGCUCUGCUGGGCCACAGACAGCCGCCGAGUCCUGCUGAGUACUCCACAGAGGAGUAGGAAGGAACUGCUGGUGGUGGAUACCAGACUGGGGAGCGUGAAAUGUAUUACAGCAGGCACUCCAGAGGGGAGCUGGACUCUGCUGGGCAUUGAGCAGGAUAUGUUGGUGGUCAGCUGUUCAUCACCCAAUUGCCCUCCAAGCUUGAAGGUGGGUGUGCUUCCCCCUGCAGGGAAUAAGCUGGAACUGCAAUGGAAGAGUGUGGUGGAAACCUCCGCACUACCAGAUUUGGAAUGGAAAAUCCUCACAGUGCAGCCGCCUGUGACUGAGGAAGGCAUCCCAUACACAGACCAAGCGUUUGAAGCACUAUUGCUGAGACCACAACAAGGAAGCCAACAAGGAGGAAAGGGCCUCCCACUUAUUGUUUCUCCGCAUGGUGGCCCUCAUGCAGUCUUUGAGGCCUGUUGGCGUCCAACCAUGGCAUGUCUCUGCCGGCUGGGUUUUGCAGUGCUCAUGGUGAAUUACAGGGGCUCCCUGGGCUUUGGCCAGGCCAGCAUUGACUCUCUGAUCUCUCACGUUGGGGUGCAAGAUGUGGAAGACACUCAGCUGGCAGUGGAGUUGGCGCUGCAGUCAGAGCCCUUGGACCCAAAUAGAAUUGCGUUGCUGGGAGGCUCCCACGGGGGCUUCAUCUGUUGCCAUCUGAUUGGUCGAUACCCACAUAUGUACAAAGCCUGUGCAGUCAGAAGCCCUGUCAUCAACAUGGCCACUCUGCUGGGGACCUCCGACAUCCCUGACUGGCGCUACACAUCUCUGGGUUUGCCAUAUUGCUUUGAGCGAAUUCCCUCUGCGGAGGAUCUGGUGACCAUGCUGCUCCACUCCCCCAUCAUUCAUGCUGCAAAGGUGUAUACACCCUUGCUGCUCUGUGUGGGUGCCAAGGACCGACGGGUGUCUCCGUACCAAGCUAUGGAGUAUUAUCGGGUGCUGCAAGCCAGAGGCAUUCCUGUGAGGUUGCUGUGGUAUCCAGAAGGAAAUCACAUCCUCAAUGGAGUGCAGACUGAAGCAGAUUUCUUUAUGAACUGUGCACAGUGGAUCACACAACAUCUUUCAGAGGAAACAGGCACUGGAAGACAGCAGCCAUUUUGAAAAGCAGAGAUCUAA
Messenger RNA from Euleptes europaea (tarantolino), 2238 nucleotides. Its product is annotated as acylamino-acid-releasing enzyme-like. The record is from RefSeq and is a predicted model, not a curated record. The transcript has 23 exons. Gene Ontology annotation, molecular function: serine-type endopeptidase activity. Lineage: Eukaryota; Metazoa; Chordata; Lepidosauria; Squamata; Sphaerodactylidae. Gene Ontology annotation, biological process: proteolysis.